Paramecium sonneborni is the source of this 1442-nucleotide messenger RNA. NCBI's taxonomy places the organism in Eukaryota, Ciliophora, Oligohymenophorea, Peniculida, Parameciidae. The record is from the annotation of a GenBank genome assembly.
AUGAAUUAAGAGAUUUCAUAGGAAAUAUUAGCCCUUUCAAUUCAUGUUGCAGCAGCGGCUUCUUAGAUAACAAUUCAAACUUAAUAGAGAAUGACUUUAGUUACAAACAGUGUAUUAGAGACAGUUAAUUAAACAAUGAAGAUAAUUAAUUGUUUGAUGGUGUACUCUUAGAAGCAGUCUCAUUUGGAUGCAGUAACAGAGGAACGAGAAGAUGAUAGUUUGAAGGAUUCAAAAACAAAGGAGUUAAUAAAUGAAUAGUUUUAGAAGACUGUGUAGGUUGAUUGUUUUAAUGUUGAAGUGAUGGAAAAUAAAAAAUCGAAAGAAAAAUUAAAUGAGAAUAUGAUAUUGAGAUAGGCAAGUUAAUAGAGAGAAGAGAGUAUAUCAAAAUUAAAUAAUAUUAAAUUUGAAGAAUAUCCAAAAUGCAAUAUAAAUGAUGAUUAGAAUUCAACUCCAAUAUAGAUAAGAAAACCAUCUUUAUUGUCAUAAUAACUUUCUUAAAUAAAGGUAGAUAAAUAAAAAGAAGCAGAGGAAUAGAGAGAAUUAAUGAAACUAAUAGAAUCAGUAGAUCCUGAAGAAUUAAUUCCAAAAUUAAAAUCAAUUGAAAUUUAUGAUGAAUAAAAACAAACUUCAAGUCAUAAGGAUGUUUUAGUAUAUUCAGAUAAAUAAUAAAUUGUUAUAAAUGAAUAAGACUAAGAAUAAUAAUUGAUGGAUUCUUCAAAUAAAUCAGAUUGGUAUGAAAGUUCUUCGGUAGAAUAUAGAGCUACUUCUUAUAAUACAAAUGAAUCUUCUAAUUUGGAUCAUCAUUCUUAUAAAUGGGGAAGUAGCAAUUUUGGGGAUGAUAAUAUUAUAUAGGAAUGUGGAUUUCAAUUUUAAUCUUCAGUAUUUGAUUUUCCAUUUCCUGAAGAUUUCUGUGUAAAUAGUUAAAAUAUUCAUCCGAACAUUUAAAAUAUUGAAAACAAAAAUCAGCAUACUCCUAAAAAAAAGAGACUAUAUUGUAAUAAUAAAAAAGUACCUCAUUGGGCUGAAAAUUUAGAAGUAAAAAUAUAUUCUAAUACAUAAUUAGAAAGUUUCGUAGCAUUAAUAUCAAUAAUAGAAUUUAUCUUAGAAUUAAAUAUUUGGUAGAAUGAAAUAAAGAGUAUUAGAUAUUGCAAAGUAGUUUUCUUAAAAUAGAUUGAAUAGAAGGGGCAGUUCAGCACAUUGGCAUAUUUCAAAUGAGAAAUAUGAAUAAAUGCAAAAACAAAUGAUAAAAUUACAAUAGAUUUAGGAUGAGAAUAUAGGGAAGUUGAAAUAACAUUAAUAAGAUGUAUAAUAUAUUAUCUAAUAAAUUUUAGUCUAUUAAGAAGAACUAAGGAAUAUAUGCUAAAACAUAAUACUUUUUAACGAGCAUGAAAAAGAAGAUACUAAAUUCUUUAGAAAAAGAAUCUAAAUAUAAAAAGGUUUGA